Messenger RNA from Mus pahari (shrew mouse), 2218 nucleotides. RefSeq names its product siah E3 ubiquitin protein ligase 1 (gene Siah1). NCBI's taxonomy places the organism in Eukaryota, Metazoa, Chordata, Mammalia, Rodentia, Muridae. Gene Ontology annotation, cellular component: cytoplasm. The transcript has 2 exons. The coding region runs from base 19 to 867 and encodes 282 amino acids. The record is from RefSeq and is a predicted model, not a curated record. Gene Ontology annotation, molecular function: zinc ion binding; ubiquitin conjugating enzyme binding; ubiquitin protein ligase activity. Gene Ontology annotation, biological process: proteasome-mediated ubiquitin-dependent protein catabolic process; multicellular organism development.
ACCAGGAAGAGGAAAGAGAUGAGCCGUCAGACCGCUGCAGCAUUACCCACUGGCACCUCCAAGUGCCCGCCAUCCCAGAGAGUACCUGCCUUGACUGGCACAACUGCGUCCAACAAUGACUUGGCGAGUCUUUUUGAGUGUCCUGUCUGCUUUGACUAUGUGUUGCCACCUAUUCUUCAGUGUCAGAGUGGCCAUCUUGUUUGUAGCANCUGUCGCCCCAAACUUACAUGUUGUCCCACCUGCCGGGGCCCAUUGGGAUCCAUUCGCAACUUGGCUAUGGAGAAAGUGGCCAACUCAGUACUCUUCCCUUGUAAAUAUGCCUCUUCUGGAUGUGAAAUAACUCUGCCACACACCGAAAAGGCAGAGCAUGAGGAGCUCUGUGAGUUCAGGCCUUACUCCUGCCCCUGCCCUGGUGCUUCCUGUAAAUGGCAAGGCUCCUUGGAUGCUGUCAUGCCCCACCUGAUGCAUCAGCACAAGUCCAUUACCACCCUGCAAGGGGAAGACAUAGUUUUCCUCGCUACAGACAUUAACCUUCCCGGUGCUGUCGACUGGGUGAUGAUGCAGUCUUGUUUUGGCUUUCAUUUCAUGUUAGUCUUGGAGAAACAAGAAAAAUACGAUGGCCAUCAGCAGUUCUUUGCAAUUGUACAACUGAUAGGAACACGCAAGCAAGCUGAAAAUUUUGCAUAUCGACUUGAGCUAAACGGUCAUAGGCGGCGAUUGACUUGGGAAGCCACUCCUCGGUCUAUUCAUGAGGGGAUUGCAACAGCCAUUAUGAAUAGUGACUGCCUAGUGUUUGACACCAGCAUUGCACAGCUUUUUGCAGAAAAUGGCAACUUAGGCAUCAAUGUAACUAUUUCCAUGUGUUGAAACGGCAAUCAGAUAUUUCUGGCCAGUGUUUAAAAUUUGCAUUUGACUUCACAGAGAAUAAGCACCCAUCUGCUUGCCAACCUAAAACUUUCCUGGUAGGUAGAAGCUAGACAUGAAGGUAAAUAAAAAGAAAAGCUGUUAAUACAGGAAACAGUUGCAUGUAGUAACACUAAUAUAUUUAAAAAUAAUUCAACAGUAAACCACUGAAAAAUAUAUAUACCCAAGAUGGGCAUCUUUUGUAUUAAGAAAGGAAACAUUGUAAAAUAUUUCUGAACUUUGUGUUUGUUGUAGAUUGAUUGUAUUGUUGACAAUUUUUCGGGGGUGUGUGUCUGUGCACGAAUGCGUGCACGUGUGUGGUUGGUUUUCCUUUAACUGACAAGCCAUCUGCGUGGUCAUAGACCACUGUUUCCCCUGUGAGUCAACACAUAGUGCUGCUGUGGGUUUGUUUUUGUUUUGUUCUUUGUUUUGUUUUUGUUUUUUGAUGUGUGUUUUUGCUAAUUUUUAUUCUAGUUUUUCAUUAAAUAAAUUUGACUUUCUUUUCUGUAAUUCAGGUUUUUCUCACUUUUGUACCUUUUAAGUUAGUGUCUUUUUGAUAUUCAUAAUUGCUUAAUGUCAAAAGUUUGUGUUCAGUACAUACUUUCUUUUCCUUCAAUCAAUUUAUUAGAAAUAUUUUUAAUUUAGCCCUUUUGUGAAAAUAGGAAUUCCAGAAAGGAAAGGUAGCAGAGCAGCUGUCACGGCUGAAGCGAGCGAGUGCAGGUGGUCUUGUCUCUCGAUUACGGUCCCACGUGAGUCACACCGUCAGGUCAGGCUAACUCUUUGAAAAGUUAGGGAGUAAACUCUGCUUUAUAUAAAUUUAAAAAAAAAAAUCAGACUUUUCCUCUCUUCAAAUGUCUUGGGCAAAUCACAUGUUUAAAUUGGUUCUUGUAUUUAUUGGUUUUGCAAAAGAGUGCAUCAUCAUACACAGUAUUUGUAAUUAAAGUAAAUAUUUGUUUUUUAAAAAAGGCAGUUUGCAAAAAAUGUUUUUGGUCUUUUAUAAUUCUCAUUAAAAGAUUAUCUGGCAAAUUAAAAAAAUUUAAUGUGUUUACUUUAGCUCUAGGUUGUGUUGUUGUUGUUGUUUUUGUUUCCCUGGAGCUGAGGACUGAAUGUAGGGCCUAGCACGUGCAAAUGCUCUACCCCUGAGCACAUCCCCAACCCAUAAGUUUGAUAAAGUCCAAAGGCGUUUUCCUGGUCCAGUGUGUAUUUUAGAGCAGAAGACUGUAUGUUUGAAGUAUGUUUUAUUCUGAAUCACAAAAAAGACUGGACAUCUCUCACUUUCAUUCCCAUAAGGACAUUAGGAAUAUGGCUAAUUAAU